AUGUCGUUUGAUCUCGAGUCCGGCCGGGGCGGCGGCUACACCGACGACCCUGCCUUCAAGGAACUUCAAUACAAUCUCAAGAGCAAGCUACAGGCGCUUCUCAACAGCAACCGAAAGCUCGCCAACGAUGUCAACGUUCUGGGCACCAAGAAAGAUACUCCGCGCCUGCGGGAGCGGGUUCACAACAGCAUGGAGAAGACGAGGGAGAUGUGCCGCGAGAUUGGCGAGGGCGUCAAGAGACUUCAGACCUGGGAUGACCUGACAGUCUCGAGCGAUUUCCAGGCCGCCCUCCAAGAGUUCCAGGGCCUGCAGCGACGAGCCCUCGAGAAGGAGCGCGCAUCCGUUACCGCCGCCCGCGCCGCGCAAGAGGCCGAGCCCGGCCAACCCGGUGCGCCAUCCGAUACCCAGCUGGAGCAACUACAGCAACAGCAGCAGAUUUCGCAACUUGCGCAGCAGGACGAGGUCGACUUCCAGGAGGCCCUUAUCAUUGAGCGCGAGGAGGAGAUCCGCAAUAUCGAGCAGGGUGUCGGCGACUUGAACGUGCUCUUCCGACAGGUCGCGCAGAUCGUCGAUGAGCAGGGCGAGCAGCUUGGAUCCAUUGCGGAUAACGUGGAGAAUAUCCGCGACGACACGCGACAGGCUGACGUCGAGAAUCGACAAGCCGCGCGUUAUCAGAAGGCGGCUCGCAACAAGAGCUGCUGCCUGCUGCUGAUCCUGGCAGUUAUCAUGACGAUUGUUAUUCUGGCCAUUGUCCUUGAUUAG
Fusarium vanettenii 77-13-4 is the source of this 762-nucleotide messenger RNA. RefSeq lists its product as uncharacterized. The record is from RefSeq and is a predicted model, not a curated record. Gene Ontology annotation, cellular component: membrane; SNARE complex; endomembrane system. NCBI's taxonomy places the organism in Eukaryota, Fungi, Ascomycota, Sordariomycetes, Hypocreales, Nectriaceae. The coding region runs from base 1 to 762 and encodes 253 amino acids. The transcript is spliced from 2 exons. Gene Ontology annotation, molecular function: SNAP receptor activity; SNARE binding. Gene Ontology annotation, biological process: vesicle fusion; intracellular protein transport; Golgi to vacuole transport.